Liolophura sinensis is the source of this 1616-nucleotide messenger RNA. Its product is annotated as solute carrier family 25 member 16-like. The transcript has 8 exons. Gene Ontology annotation, cellular component: mitochondrial inner membrane. The record is from RefSeq and is a predicted model, not a curated record. Gene Ontology annotation, biological process: transmembrane transport. NCBI's taxonomy places the organism in Eukaryota, Metazoa, Mollusca, Polyplacophora, Chitonida, Chitonidae. The coding region runs from base 593 to 1552 and encodes 319 amino acids.
UGGAAGCUCAAGUCAAGGGCAAGUCGAGAAUCAACAGUAAUCACCUGUGACGAUGAAUGAUUGGGUUUCAGGGGCUAAACCAAUAGCCUUGAACCCUCUUCAAAGACCAAGAUAUAUCUCUUACUUGACAGUCGAUAGAAAACGUCCAAUUCCUUGGUCCUGAUCUGGAAUGAUGCGCACGAUUCCCUGAUAUGUUGUUGUUGUUAUGAGUCACUCGGCUGAUCUGUUGAUCACAACAUUGGAAAAGUUUAGCAGUUUGUAUGGCUGGACAUCAUAUAUAGUUUGAUUCAUUAAUUGAUUAUGUGAAAAUGCUUUUGUUUUUGUUUUUUGACAACGCCAGAAAAGUUUAAACCAAAAUUUAUGACCUCGGGGACGUGUGUGCGAACAGGUGACAUUUAAAACCAUGCGGUGAACAGUAGUCAGAUAAAUUUUAUGACAAUUGCAGUGCAAGAAACUAAUGCCAUUCCAAAACCUUAUCAAGGAUUUGCAUAUACCUGCAGAAGUUUCAGACAUCAAGUGAAAGAAUGCAAGUGAGGAGCAUGUGGCUUUCCCUUGCUGGCAUAUUAUUCCAGUUUUAAAGUGUAGCUGAACCAUGAAGCGAGAAGUCGAACCCAGUGGCUCCAAACAGUCACCAGAAGCUCUGCUUAAACUCUUCAUCUCCGGAGGUGUUGCUGGAUGUUGCGCAAAGACAACUGUUGCUCCUCUUGAUCGAGUCAAGCUUUUACUUCAGGCCCACAAUCAGCAUUAUAAGCAUUUAGGUGUUCUGGCCACUCACAGGCACGUGGUGAAGAAAGAGGGCUUUCUGGGGUUGUACAAAGGCAAUGGGGUUCAAAUGAUUCGGAUAUUUCCCUAUGCUGCCAUUCAGUAUUUAUCUUUUGAACAGUAUAAAAGGGUUUUCAAAUCCAUUUUUCCCGAUCACAACCACUUAAAUAAGCUGGCUUCCGGAUCUAUAGCAGGACUGACAGCUGUUUUGUUUACCUAUCCUCUGGAUGUUAUACGAACGAGGUUGGCCUUCCAGGUCAAAGGUGAACAUGUGUACAUAGGAAUGUUGGAUGCAGCUCGUACAAUGGUCUCUAUGGAGGGGGGAACACGGGCCUUGUACAGGGGCAUGACCCCUACAAUCAUUGGAAUGGCCCCCUAUGCUGGUCUUUCAUUCUAUGGCUUUGAAACAUUGAAGAAUCUGUGUUUAGAAUAUUUCCCCAGUGUGUUUGGAAAGCCAUGUCCACAGAACACUGGAGGCUUGGUACUCAUCAUACCAGCUAAACUCUUAUGUGGAGGUAUUGCUGGAGCCUUUGCACAGACUAUAUCCUACCCUAUAGAUGUGGUAAGGAGACGUCAGCAACUCUACAAGAUGUUACCAGAAUCUCACAAGUAUGAUGGGGGGAUGUGGAGAACAUUGUAUGUUAUAUACAGAGAUGACGGCAUCAGUAAAGGUCUUUUUAGGGGGCUGACGAUCAACUAUGUCCGUGUAAUUCCAAUGGUUUCUGUAUCCUUCUGUGUAUAUGAAACGAUGAAGCAGCUGUUAGGCCUGGACACUGGAGUUGACAGAUGAUGAUAACUUCUAGGUUAAUUGUAAUUAUUGGUUUACUAUUUACAUAAGAUUUAAUACUUGAUAU